This is a messenger RNA of Pan troglodytes (chimpanzee), 2738 nucleotides long. It is a transcript of the gene NDUFAF6, whose product is annotated as NADH:ubiquinone oxidoreductase complex assembly factor 6. The transcript has 13 exons. Gene Ontology annotation, biological process: mitochondrial respiratory chain complex I assembly; biosynthetic process. The record is from RefSeq and is a predicted model, not a curated record. Lineage: Eukaryota; Metazoa; Chordata; Mammalia; Primates; Hominidae. Bases 1240 to 1965 code for a protein of 241 amino acids. Gene Ontology annotation, cellular component: mitochondrion.
GCGCCGCGCCCUGCUCUCAGUGCGCGCCCGCCACCCGGAGCGGCCGUGGGGUCCACUCUACCGGGCCUUCUGCCCGCGUCCACCGCGCUCCACGGCGCGGCCGGCGGCGGUAGGGAAACUCUCAGGGGCUCCUUCUCCGCGGCUGGUCUCCCCGCCGCCUGGCUCGCGCAUCUCCCGCCAGUUUGCUUUUGCUCCCUCCCACUGCAACUCCUGGAUUUCGGGGGUGUCAGCCUGCGGCUCAGCCCGGGCGCAUAACAGGGGGACACGACUCGGGUGACCAUAGGGUGGCUGGGAAGUGACCGUCCAGGGGCGCGUCCUAGCUGUCCCGCCAAGGCCUCAGGGAACCCAGGUCUUUCCUGAGCGACGCGGGGACCCGAGGGCCCGCCCUUCGGGGAGGAGCAAAGCGUUGGCUGAAGAGCUGGCCAAUGGGAGGCACGGGCGGCAGCACAACGUGGAGUGGCUGCAGAAUGUAAACACCACUCAGCCACGCGCCUGGCCAAGUGCGGCUCUGCUCUCCCCAGUCUCGGUCCGCGACCACCCGGAGCCCGCUCCGCCGGCCUUGCGCUGCGCGCCCAGGGAAGGCAUUUCCAGCCCGCCCAUCCAGGUCUCUUCUUCGGCCUCUCUGACAUGGUGCCAGCCCUGCUGGAGUCAGCAGGAAUCCAGCACAACAGAUGGUGGUCAGUGGUGACUUCGGCACAGGCAGUUCGUGGGGAGUGGUUGGUGGCCAUGGAGUCCUGACUGGAGUAGGUUAAAAAGAAGGAGGAAAAUCACAAGAAAGAGAGACUGGAGGUGGAGGUUGGGGAGAAAAGAGAUGAUGGUAUGGUGAGAUGUCUACUGAACUGCUCCUGCCAAGGCCCCUCCCCAUGUACUCUCAACAAAAGUUGCAGGCAGCCACCUCUCAACAACCCAUGAAGUGUCUGGAGCUCCACCCUCUGCUCAAGAGGAACGGCACAUGACCCAGGCCUAUGCCAAUCAGCAUUUCACAUUCCUCAUGAUUGGUUCAAAGUGAAGCAACUUUCCCAGAAGCACCACAGUGGACUUGUUCUCAAGUCUAAUUGGCCAGAUCAGGGAAAUAUGCACUGUCCUGGACCAAUCACUGGUGAUGAAAGGGUAACACCCGCCACUGGAGUUCUGCUACUACACAGGAUGAAGAAAGGAAACGGGAUUAUGAAGGUUAUUUAUGCUCCCUGCUGCUCCCUGCAGAAUCCCGAAGCUCUGUUUUUGCAGUGAGGGCCUUUAAUGUGGAACUGGCUCAGGCUGGUUAAAGACUCAGUCUCUGAGAAAACAAUUGGACUGAUGCGAAUGCAGUUUUGGAAAAAAACUGUGGAAGAUAUAUACUGUGACAAUCCACCACAUCAGCCUGUGGCCAUUCAACUAUGGAAGGCUGUUAAAAGACAUAAUCUGACUAAAAGAUGGCUUAUGAAAAUCGUUGAUGAAAGAGAAAAAAAUCUGGAUGACAAAGCAUAUCGUAAUAUCAAGGAACUGGAAAAUUAUGCUGAAAACACACAGAGCUCUCUUCUUUACUUAACACUAGAAAUAUUGGGUAUAAAGGAUCUUCAUGCAGAUCAUGCUGCAAGUCAUAUUGGAAAAGCACAAGGCAUUGUCACUUGCUUGAGAGCAACACCAUAUCAUGGGAGCAGAAGAAAGGUGUUCCUUCCCAUGGAUAUUUGUAUGCUGCAUGGUGUUUCACAAGAGGACUUUCUACGGAGGAACCAAGAUAAAAAUGUGAGAGAUGUAAUAUAUGACAUUGCCAGUCAGGCACACUUGCACCUAAAGCAUGCUAGGUCCUUUCACAAAACUGUUCCUGUGAAAGCAUUUCCUGCUUUUCUUCAGACGGUUUCUCUAGAGGACUUUCUAAAGAAAAUUCAGCGAGUGGAUUUUGAUAUAUUCCACCCAUCUUUACAGCAGAAGAAUACAUUACUUCCAUUAUAUUUGUAUAUUCAGUCAUGGAGAAAAACAUAUUAAAAUAAUUUCAUGGCACUGAUGUUAAUUCUAGUCUAUUAGUUUUAUAAAAGUUAGGAUUCUUAUUUAGGAACAACAGGAAAUGACUGUUAAGGAGAAAAUGAAUUUAUUGAAUGGGAUGUCAAGUAGCUCACAAAAUUGAGAAGUUGCCGUGGGACUAGGGUGCCAAGACUGCUGAGAUUCUGGCAGAGGCACUGCCAUUGGCACCCCCGGCCCAGACAGUGUCUGCUGUGCUGUCCCUGGAAGCUGGAGCUCCAACAGGGAAUAUUGGUGUAGCUGUGCAUAGGCCAUAAGCCACACUUGAGCCAGUGGGCAGGGAGAAGGAAUGUCAUUCUCCCUUCACCACUGGGGAAGGAGAGGGGAAAGGGCUCAAGUUAUCAUAGGGGCUUACAUGCUGAGCAGCUAUAACCUAGGUGUUCAGAACACCCGGAAGAUGCAUUUAUUUAGGGGUCACAAAUAGUGAAAUUAAUAUUUGAGGAAUAUCAGUCACGUGUUGUGGGCUUUUAUCCUUAACGUUUAAUUUUUGCAAUCUUGUGUAAAAAUUUAUCCAUGAUAAUAACGUAACUUCUUUAAGGUUGGAGUGGCUGGCAAGAGCAGAGCCUUAAUUUGACUUUAGCUCUGGCUGGUCUGGAAGCUUUUACUUUUUUGUUAAUCCCACUUCCUCACUCUGUCAUUCAGCAUUAUCAUGAUCGUGAACAAAAUUGUACUGACAAAGUUUGUAUAAGUGAUAUGAACGGUAUUGUAUUGAACAUCCAUUAAAGGGUUGCUACACUUUA